Messenger RNA from Arachis ipaensis, 1539 nucleotides. Lineage: Eukaryota; Viridiplantae; Streptophyta; Magnoliopsida; Fabales; Fabaceae. The record is from RefSeq and is a predicted model, not a curated record.
UUUUAUAUUUUAAAUUUUUUUUUGAAAGCUGCAAAACGUAGCUUGCAUUUUGAUUAAAAAAAUAUUUUAAUCAAGAGUCUUGCCUAUAAAUACUACAGUCGAUUCCUCUGUCUUUCAUACCUCAGCCCCAUUCCUCUAUCUUUUAUACUUGUGAGUUUUUUUACAAUUAGUAGUCUCAAAAAAGUUGGAUGAGAUAAGGUUGAGGUUAUGGAAGGUAUUGUAAAUUUGCGGUUGUCUUAUAACGGUGAGAUUAUACUAAAUACACACGAAGGAGUGACUUUUGUUUAUGAAUGUUCGUUUUUCUUUACUAUUCCAUGCACCAUGAGUUUUGUAGAGUUAGGAAAUAGUCUUUGUGAGAACAUACAAAGUCACAUUUCAAAGAGAGUGAGCAACAUUUUAUACAGGAAUCCUGUAUAAGUAUUUGGUGGGCUAAUACAGUUUCAAACAAUGUCCAUCACUGAUGAUGUAUGUAUGCAGCAGAUGUUCUAUAUUUAUCAACAAACCCGAUUUCACGUGCCAAUGAUAGAGUUGUACGUUGAGUAUGAACAGUAUAUGGGGCUGGACGCGGUUGGCGAGGAAGUGAAUAUGGAUGAGCUCGGGGAUAUAGAUUGGGAAGAAGAUAACAACGGCAGUAAAGAGAGUUCAAAGUCAAUUACGAAGUUGAUGACAAAAACAAUGACGGAGACGAGGCAGGCAAUCCGACGGUGCAAAAUGAAGCAGAUGCACUUGUCAAUUAGCACCCCUUUGGUGUUUCGUCUUUUAUGUGAACUCUGGAUCUCGCAGCCAUGCAUGUCCUGAAAUUUUCUGAGUAUGCAAAUAUGGGUGAAGAUAAUGCUGCGGUGGAAGAUAGUGAAUUUGGUGUCAGAAUGGAAUUUGGUUCUAGAGAGUCGGUAACCUCUACAACCAAAAGCUAUACUAUCUCUAGAGGAUUUGAUUACACUGUGUAUGAUUACACUGGGUAUGCUACAGGAUGCGAUUGGCUUAUCCGAGCUAGCUUGAUUCAAAAGAGAGGUUAUUGGGAGAUCAGAAGAUACAAUGGCAAAUACGCGUGCACCAUGGGAACGAUUUCACAAGAUCAUACCAAGUUGGACUCAGACACAAUUGCAGAUGCUAUUAAGCCAUUGGUUGAAGCAGACCCAUCAAUAAAGGUAAAGUCUAUUAUUACAAAAGUUCAAUCCAGGUUUAACUACAUUGCAAGUUAUCGCAAGGCUUGGUUGACAAAGUAGAAAUUUGUCGCAAAGGUUUUUGGUGAUUGGAAAGUUUCUCACUAGACUCUGCCAGUAUGGUUAAAAGCAAUGGCUGCAAAGAUGCCAAGAUCUCGUGUUCAAAUAAAAACUAUCCCUGUCUAUCGUGAGAGUGAGGAAGUGAAUGGUGUAAAAGUUCUCCAUUGGGUACUUUGGAGCUUCUAUCAGUGUAUUACAACAUUUAGACACUACAAGUCAUUGGUGUACGUUGAUGGCACACACCUUUACAAAAAAUAUAAAGGUGCACUUUUAGUUGUAGUGGCACAAGACGGGAACCAAAAUAUUGUGUCAAUUA